Messenger RNA from Prorocentrum cordatum, 1570 nucleotides. The record is from the annotation of a GenBank genome assembly. NCBI's taxonomy places the organism in Eukaryota, Dinophyceae, Prorocentrales, Prorocentraceae.
AUGUCAGCACGUCGGGCAUCCGGGGCGGCCCGCCCUGCGCGGAGGCGGCGCAGGACGCAGCAAGCAGGAGCGCCGAGGCGGCCAAGGCCAAGGCCGCGGCGGUGGCCGCCGCGUACGGUGGCAGCGCUCGCCCGAGGCCCUCCUCCGCCCCUGCAUCCAGGGCGUCCGCUCCCUCCAGGCCGAAGCCGGCGCCGAGCACUGCGGCAAGUCCGGCGCCGGCGCCGCCCACGCCGGCCACGGCAAGCACACAGGCCGGCCCAGCAGCGGGCCAGCCGAACCCCUCGGGACCGCCGACUUCGUUCAUGCCCGCCGGCUCUGCCUUCGCCGUGCUGCGCGGCGGCCGGCCGCCCCGAGGGCCCGGCGGACCCACGGUGUCCACGGCCGCCGAGCGGCUCGCCCGCGAGGCCGAGGCGGCGGCACGGGAGGCGGCGGUGGGCACCCGAGAGGCCGUGCUCCCCGGCGGUGCCUCGACGGAGGAGCCCGCGCACCGGCCCUGCGCCUCGGCCUGCGAGAGCCCGCGCACGCCCGCGUGGGCGAGCCCCGCCUCCGCCGCGGCCGCGCAGGAAUCGCCCCAGCCCGAGCCCGACGCGGAGCCCGACGGGGAGCCAGAGUCCGCAGAGGAUGGCCAGGAGGCCGCGCGCGGAACGUGCGGGUCAUCCGCAGCGUCGCAGCAGGCGUCCAGCACCCCCGCGACGGGCAAGCAGCCCGACCGGGGCCAGGCGACCGCCAGCACCCCCGGCUCGGCCAGCGCCUCGAAGAGCUCCACGGCCUCCGAUGCCGAGCGGCGCCGGAAGACGCUGCCGCACAUGCAGCGGCGGCUGUGGAACAUGGCGCAGACGGACCCGCACCUCCGGGCCAGAAUGGCCAGCAUGGGAAUGUCUGGCGACCGCCCUGCUCAAAAAAACGAUGAUGGUCCUCAGAUGCCGUGGUGGGAGAGGCUGCACAACGGGGGCAGCCGCGGCAGCAGCCUGGGCAGGCGAUUCGGCCAGACGCCAGGACAUCCGGAGGCGCCGUCGCGUCCCAUGUCGGCGACGACCCCGGCCACCGCUCCGCGGCAAGACGCCAAGCAGCCCCCGCAGAACGACCUGGACCAGCCUCAGCCGGAGCAUCAAGAGCAGCGGCAGCAGCAGCAGCCCCCGCCGCGGCCCCAGCAGCGCGGCCACUCCGCAUCGCGCACGUCGCGGCCGCCCUCCGCCGCCGCCCGCGCCUCGGCGCGUGGCUCGCGCCCGCCCUCGGCGCGCAGGGGCCAGGACCUCCAGGAGGACUCGUUCAUCUUCGACGACGAGGGCGACGGCGAGGACCUCGACGCCGGCUUCUUCGGCGUCGACAGCGACGACGAGGGCGCCUUGGGCGGCGCUGCGACGCGGCGCCCAAGCCGGCGGCCGAGGCGGCCCUGUCUUUCUCGCCCGUCUUCUGCGCCUGGCGGAGGCAAGAGGAACAUCCCGGUGGCGAAGGCGUUCACCACGCGGGCUGCCGGACCCCUGUCGGUCCGCUGACCGGCAGAGCUUCUUCGGGGCGGCCGGGCGGACGGCACCGCCGUGGGCCUCUUUGGGUGCGCAGGCGCCCCGCG